Acanthaster planci (crown-of-thorns starfish) is the source of this 885-nucleotide messenger RNA. RefSeq names its product ragulator complex protein LAMTOR5-like. The record is from RefSeq and is a predicted model, not a curated record. Gene Ontology annotation, molecular function: guanyl-nucleotide exchange factor activity. Gene Ontology annotation, cellular component: cytoplasm; lysosome; Ragulator complex. Gene Ontology annotation, biological process: negative regulation of apoptotic process; cellular response to amino acid stimulus; positive regulation of TORC1 signaling. NCBI's taxonomy places the organism in Eukaryota, Metazoa, Echinodermata, Asteroidea, Valvatida, Acanthasteridae.
CACUACUACCAAGCAAUGUUGGCGAUUACGCGAUUUUACAGCCAGAUUCUGGAAUGGUCGAUGGGAACAGCUGAAUAUUUUCAGAAAUCAAGUUAAUACUCGAAUUAGAUUCGAGUAACGAUGGAAAAUACCCUGGAGCGUUUGCUUGACGAGACCUUAAGCAACCCCGGUGUUGUUGGAGUUUUGUGUGCUGAUAAGCAGGGACUCUGCCUUAGUGCUAAAGGAACAGCCUCCCCAGAGUCAUCAGGCAUUGUGGUCGCCCUAUCCCAGCAGGCUGCACUGCUCAAACCAGAGACGAGUACAACGCCUGUCAUUUGCCUAGAAUCAGAUAAAGGAAAUGUCUUAGUGAAGUCUCACGAAGGUACGACCCUGGUGAUUCACAAAAUGGCAGUCUAUUGAUCACUGCCCACUAACCAUGUAACCGAGGGACGUGCAAAAUUCACAGGAGCAGUCAGGAAGAUUCAGGAUAACCAAAAGGAGGAGUCAGUCUGCAACAUGUUGAAUGGUUGCACCUACAGCUAACUCUUGUCGCGCUGACAAAAUUUUAAUGCUAGAUUGAAGGUCUAACUUGGUCAUGCUGCCAAGAUGUAGAUUGGAAUCUUGUCAAGAUUCUUUUCAUUCUAAUUGAAGGCCUUUUCGCUCCAUCAGAAAUUUCUGCGUUCAACAGAGGUCAAAGUGCAGAAUUUUGACAACACAUUUCACAUUAGGAAGAAUGUAACCUGAGUUCAGCAUCAGUAAAUUAAUCAAUCAAUUCAGCCUUAGCUGAGACCAGUACGUGCACUGCGAUAAUCUGUCAGUGUAAAAAAAAAGACAGUUGACUGUUAACAGUAGUGUUAAUAUUAAACUUUGCCAGUAAACGUAUCUGUCUUGCACGUGACAACCGCA